AUGUCGCAGUCGCGUACCUCAGCGCCCGUCACGCUGUCGUCUUCCCCCCCUCCUGGCGGCAAACAUCACCAGCCACUCCCUGGGUAUCUCGUGCGCCACCUAAACCUUGGCUUCAACCAGGACGACAUUUCCGCUCUUCUCAGCGCAAUCGACUCGAGCCAGGUAUCCCCGUCUAGCAAUACCAGGCUAGCGCACCUUCCCGCCGAACUACUGCUGCAGAUACUUGAGUACGUUCCUGUCGAUCAUGUGCUCGACUGGCGACUGGUGUGUAGGAGUUUUAGGGAUGCGAUUGAUGGGAGGGUCCUAUUCCAUCAUCUACACCGGACGGAGCUGAUUGGAUACAUGGGGUCGAGAUACUCGCAUCCUCUGACCGCGCUCGACGAUGAACAGUAUGAGAGGCUACACCUGCUGAGAGCGCGCUUCGAGUGCAUACAAGGACCAACUCCUGAUGCAUCGGCGAAGAACGAUACACCAGUAUGGAGCGGCAGACAGGCCUUGUUCCGAAUCGACGAUAGCUGGCUCGACGAGUUCCGACAUAUCAGCGGGGCGGCAGCGAGAAAAGGCGAUAUUUGGGAUUCAGAUAGACUGUGGAUCGAUGCUUUGAGUCGACUCUGUCUUUGCUCGAGCGAUGAACUCAUUGGUACACUGCGAUGGUGCAUCAGGCUCGACCAUGCUGUUCUCGAUCUCGACUUCUCCGCCCAAAGACUGGUGAGCGAGGUCUGUUUCUCCAUGCGCAAGGGAUCCAUACGGAUUAAUUGGAAAGACACGAUGUUCCGGUUCCUGAAAACAGAGCGAGCACUCCGUCUGAUGUUGGAAAAGAAGCGCAACUCGCCCUUUACAUACAGCCACAUGGAAGACUGUCUCCGCGCCAUCCGCCGCGAUCGCCUCUUCGCAAACCUCAACCGCGACGACCGCGACGACCGCAAUACAGCCUGGCACCUCCGCCUCCUAACCCCACUCUUCGGCCGGCCCUCAGAAAACCACAACACGAACCUCCAGCCCAUCGAAGACGAAGCCAUAACCCUUCUCCUGCUCCUCCGCCGUGCCGCCGCCCUCUCCCCUACGCAAACCCACCACCUCGAAACGCUCGCCGCAAACUACCGCAGCAUGGAAAAUGAACUACACGAACUGGACAACGCGUUUGGAGAAUUCAAGGCGUACAUGUCGUUACCGGGUUUCCAGAUGAAUAUCUUGUUGCCGGCUAUGAUUCGUAAUGCGGAUAGUGUGCCGAGGAACCCCGUGGCGUGGUCGGAUGAGUUGAGGGUUAGGAUCGAGUGUCAUGUGGAGAGGUGGCAGAGUCAGAGGAAGGUGGUGGAGCAGGUGAGGAUGUUGCUGGCGGCCAGUAAUGAGGCCAUGGCUGUGCCGGAUGAUAGCUUUGAUGAGCUGGGCAGUGAUAUUUGA
This is a messenger RNA of Pyrenophora tritici-repentis Pt-1C-BFP, 1401 nucleotides long. RefSeq names its product F-box multi-domain protein. Gene Ontology annotation, molecular function: protein binding. Lineage: Eukaryota; Fungi; Ascomycota; Dothideomycetes; Pleosporales; Pleosporaceae. The record is from RefSeq and is a predicted model, not a curated record.